Messenger RNA from Anopheles nili, 2982 nucleotides. RefSeq names its product exosome component 10 (gene Rrp6). NCBI's taxonomy places the organism in Eukaryota, Metazoa, Arthropoda, Insecta, Diptera, Culicidae. Gene Ontology annotation, molecular function: 3'-5'-RNA exonuclease activity; nucleic acid binding; nucleotide binding. Gene Ontology annotation, biological process: nuclear polyadenylation-dependent rRNA catabolic process; nuclear polyadenylation-dependent snRNA catabolic process; exonucleolytic trimming to generate mature 3'-end of 5.8S rRNA from tricistronic rRNA transcript (SSU-rRNA, 5.8S rRNA, LSU-rRNA). Bases 1 to 2967 code for a protein of 988 amino acids. The transcript has 5 exons. Gene Ontology annotation, cellular component: nuclear exosome (RNase complex); nucleolus. The record is from RefSeq and is a predicted model, not a curated record.
AUGGCCGCAAAAAUGAACGAUAAAAAACGAGAGGGGGGCGAAGAAAUCUGCGAUCUCACCGAGGACGAUAACGAAGCCGAAACGGGGUCAACAUCAUCGGACAGCAAUUGUCCCGUCUUUCAGCUUUGCGAGCAAGGACAGAGUGCUAUCUUGGCCGGAAUGAAAGCAGCCAACGCAAUGCCAUCGGGGCGGUCCCGAGACCUAUAUGCAGCACACGCAGAGUUUAUCAAAAUUACGGAAUCACAUGCGGAUCGAAUGUUGCAUAUAAUAUCGGACCUACUGCAAAUGCACGGAGUCCAAGGCAACAUUCGGCGACGCGAUGCGGAAGAACGAUUGGAAAUGAUACAAGAGUUUAAUGAUAAUUUGAUUGAGCGAAUCAACUCUAACCUGGACGCGAUGGAAGGCGUUGGCGAAACAGCCCCAACAAUGCUUGUGCAGUCGGAGGUUGAGGUACCAGCACUGCCACGGUAUCGGUUAAGCGGUGCCUGGAACGAACAGAAAGCACCCGAACCAGUGAAGGCGACUCUCAUUACCGGAACGAACAUUGCCCGUCCCCAAUCAAAGUUUAAGCUUCCGAUCGAUAACUCACGGUUGAACCCGUUCGUACCGAAAAUACGCGACAAACCAAAUUCGCGUAAACCGCUUGCCGUGUUACCCGAGUACGACGAUGACGGCAACAUCGUCAGCUAUCUGCACCCGUACGAGUUCGAGCUGGAUCGCUUCAAGCCUGCCAAGGAGAUGUUCCAACCCGUCACACCUCAACAACCACUAGCGAUCGAAAAGACUAACCUAAUGUUCGUCGAUGAUGAGACCACACUGGGAGGCCUUUUGCGCGAGCUGAAGCUGGCCAAGGAAAUCGCAAUUGAUUUGGAACACCACUCCUACCGCAGCUUUCAGGGUUUCACCUGUCUGAUGCAGCUGUCUACGCGCGAGAAGGACUACAUCGUAGACGCGUUGACACUGCGCGAUGAACUUCACGUUUUGAAUGAAGUGUUUACCGAUCCAAAGAAGGUGAAGGUUCUGCAUGGUUCGAUCAGUGACAUCGAAUGGUUGCAGCGGGAUCUGGGGCUAUACCUAGUGAAUAUGUUCGAUACCGGUGAGGCGGCGCGAGUGCUACAGUUUUCUCGCAUCGGUUUGCAGUUCCUGCUGAAGCACUACUGCAGCAUCGACACGGAUAAGGCAUUCCAGUUGGCCGACUGGCGCAUCCGCCCGCUGCCGGGGAGCUUCGUCGAGUACGCGCGCAAAGACACGCACUAUCUGUUGUACAUUUACGACUGUAUGAAGAACGAGUUGCUCGAAAAGGGCGAAGGUCUGCUGCAGACCGUGCUCGACAAGUCGACGUUUAUUUGCAAGCAGCGGUACCAGAAACCCAGCAUGAACGAGGACACCGUGAUGAACAUUUAUCGCCGCUCGAGAUACGUCUUCGACCAUCGGCAGAUGUACGCGUUUCGGGAGAUUCUGUACUGGCGCGAUCACCUGGCCCGCUUGGAGGACGAAUCGCCCGGGUAUGUGCUGCCACAGCACAUGGCACUCGACAUAGCCUCCAAGCUGCCGAGGGAGAUGCAGGGAAUUUUAGCCUCCUGUACCCCGGUUCCGUCGCUUGUUCGACAACAUCUGCACGCGUUGCAUAAGAUCAUUCUGAAGGCUCGCGAUCUGCCGGCGGAAGCGCGCGAUAAACCGCAAACGACGCAGCUGCAGGCGGACACGAGACACAAAAUACAGUCGUCAUAUGACUUUAACAAUCCCUUGGUGUGCCCGCACGAUGACACCGGGCAUGCGGAUGUUAUGGGAAGUACGAACCACCCGACGCUGUUGGGUGAUUUGACGAAUUCGCUGCACGCCAUCACGCUGAAGCCAACCGUUCAAUCGGGUUUAGUGAAGGAUGCCGCCGAUAUAAGUGUUUUUGGUAUUACCAAAAUUAGGACGAUAAAUGCUCGUGGUCACAUUGGCCUAAGCGAAAAAGACGUUGGCGUGAAAAGAUUUGCGAAGCUGAUUACUCUUCACACCAACCCGCCUACCAGCGAUAGUACACCGAACGGUAGCGGUGACAAUAUCAGCAAAUUUAUGCGGAACAAAUUCAAUACACCCUACGAGCGAUAUCUCGAAACGUGCCGUUUACGUCACGUGAAGGAACGCAAGGAUGAAGAAAACUACAACAAACAGCAAACGGUUCUCAAGCAGCUGAAACCCGGCAGCGAAGGAAAACGUCUGGAUGAUAGUAGCACAGAUGGCGGUACGAUUCCAUUGGAGUCCGCUCCGGCAACGCCGACAGCGGAGAGCAAAGGCCACAAGCAGCCCGAUAAACCGGCCACCGCACUGAUGACGCAGAACCAGCUGAAACGUCUCGAGCAGGCGAAGGUGCGCAAAGCGGUCGAAAUAGGUGAAAAACUUUGCUUCAACGGCACCACCAUCGUGGAGGAAAAGCAACCAAAUACCCCGACGCACGGGAAACGAAAAUCAUUUCCGCUGGCAAUUAACGUCAGCGGCGACAGUGCAGCUAUCGAGCGGGACCUAGCGGAAGCAAACGGCAACGAUAUGGGUGGUCCAAGCGCGGCGAAGCAAAAGUGGCGCAUGGAACCGUUCAAAGACGCUUCGAAAGCGGGCUCGCACCAUCACGACGCCGGCUGGGACGAGCGAAAACCGAAGACGAAGAAAGGCAAACAGCGCCACCGCAACAUGACGAAAUCGCCGGCCGCGCAGGGCUCACGACAAAACUCCAACAAACCUGUCGAAACGUUCGAUUACGGUACUGUCGAUUACGGAAGAUUUCAGGGUGGCUCGAAGCCACUGGCCACACCACGCAAAGGCAAACGUGGCGCACCUCAGGUUGGCUUAGCGCUGGCAGAGGCGGAUACCGGUGAUGGUAGUGGCUCGAAGAAACUGCACCCCAACAGCCGGUUAGCGAAGAAUAUCAAAAAAACGGAAAAAAUGUUCAAUUUAAGUAGCAGCGGGCAGAAAAGAAAAUAACACGCUAAACGUCUA